AUGGUGGACCCACAGAGGAGCGACAGCGACGGGGCGGCCGAGCUGAGAGAACACGACGAUGGGCAGAGCCUGUUGGGCCGCGCGGACUCAGACGCCGCCACUUGCGGCUGCAUUCCCGUCAUGCGCGCCGUGGCCGGCGCGAGGGAUGUCGCGAGGCAUUCUGGCGCGGACAGCGGCCCAUCAGACGGUGGCGCGAGAGACGGCGAAUCGUCUCACGCUCGGACGCCGGAUCUCGAACCCGCGGUUUCAUCAGAUUGCGAGAUGCCGCGAGACGCGGCGGCUGCAGGAGCAGACAGAGCAUCGGAUUCACCGCGCGCGCGACCGCAGCGGUUGGAUGAUCCGCUGAGGAACGCCGCGGAGAUCGAUGGGUGCUCUGUGGGCGUCACUCUCGAGCCGCCUUCGCACGACGACUCGGUUGCCGCGGAGCCGAAGCCUCCCGUGGCGAAGCUUCCUCGAAUGUCCAUUGGCGAGCUCUCCGUCACGACAUACAGCUACAUCAGCCACCGCGCGUUCGUGCGAGAGCUGCUCUGCUCCUGCUGCUCGCGCCACGCAACCACAUGCGCUGCUCGCACCGGCCGUCACUGUAACGGGUGUGACUGUAGCAGUGGCAGCAGCACGAGGCACGGCGGCAGCAGCAGCAGCAGGUUGGCGGGAUGGGCGGAGGUGGCUUUGGAUCGAGUGAGCAUCGUGGCGCAUCUGACCACUUUCUCCUUCCUCGGGGUCGCAGUGCAGCACGGCAUGGACCUGCUGUUUGGCCCCGAGGUCGCAGUGCAGCACGGCAUGGACCUGCUGUUUGGCCCCGAGGUGGCGCAUGUGACGAGCAACCAGCAGGCCAUCUUCAUCGACCUGCCCGCCAACAUGCUGGGCUGCUUCCUGCUGGGCAUGCUGGGGGUGGUGUUCCUACCGGCGCUGCUCACACACUCGCGGCACCUGGCGAUAGGGCUGGUGGUGGGGCUGUGCGGCAGCAUCUCCACCUGCGCCACGUGGAACCAGCGCAUGCUCGCCAUCGCCACGGCCGGCCUCUGGGUCCGCGCCCUCUUCGGCUACUACGCAGGGUCCGUGCUGCCCAUCAUCUCCGUCGUCGCAGGGGCAGACACCGCCCACAACCUCUGCUCUCUCCACUCCUACCUCUCUCCCCGCUCCCCGUCCCCACACUCCUCACCCUCCCCUUCUCUCCUUCCAACCGCCAACCCCACACCACCUUAUACCUCCUCUCCUUCCCGUCGCCCAUCCCCCUCACAACCCACCUCCCCGCCCUUCUCCCCAUCAUCAUUACCUGCCCGCCGCCACCUCAUCCCCAUGCUGCUGUGCGCACUUUCCCUCUGGGGGGCGGCCAUCACGGGGGCAGUGCUCGCCGCCGCACACAGCGCCAGCCUGCAGGCCUUCUGCCUCGCCUGCGCGCUCGCCCCCCUCGGCACCUGCCUGCGCUGGUCCCUGCUGCCCCUCAACGGGGCUGGCCUUGGCACUUGGUUCCCUAGGGCGAUUGGGAGGUGGAAGGGGGUGAGUGGAGCGGUGGGGAGGAAGGGUGCAGGGAAGCCGGAGGGGGGUACGGAGGCGGUUGCGUGGAUGCCGUGGGGGACCCUUACAGCCAACGUGGGGGCCGCUGCUUUGGAAGCUGCGAUCUCCGUGGCGUAUCUUGCGGUCCACACGGUGUUUGACCUCUGCCUGCGCCUGAGUUUUGCGCACUCGUUUGUGGCACACAUGCAGGUCAAGACACAUGCUUCGCAAGUCAUUGUGGGGGGAGUGCAGCUGGGGUUCCUGACAGGGCUCAGCACAGUGUCCAUGUUCUCCCUCGAGAUUCUCUACUUCCACUACACCCUUGGGACCCCGUGGCGCUCGUACGUGUACAUCCUUACCCUCGCGACGCUCGUCGCAGCGCUCGCCGUCCUUGCUCCCGCUAGUGCCACCACGUACCGAUCCACGUUCAGCGACGGAAUUAACUCCGGCGGCGGCGCGUGCUACUACGAGGGCAACUUCCGCGACUCGGAAUAUUUCUACAAAGGGCUGACCGCGUACCUGCCCCAAAAUAAGUACGACGGCGGCAAGGGCUGCGGCACGUGCUACGAGAUCGAGUGCAAGAACCACAAGAGCUGCCGAAGCGGCAGCGUGAUCGUGCGCGCGACCGGCCGGCACGGCGACGACCAAUUCCUCCUCGCCUCCACCGCGUGGGACAAAAUCGUCCGCGGCCGCGACGCGGGAAACGUGGAGAUUAAGUUCCGCAGCGUCGACUGCCCGAAGAACGGCGACAUCGGGGUGAAGAUCAUGCCCGGGACGAACCAGUACUGGUUCGCGGUUCAGAUUCUGGGCGCCGCGAAAGCCGGCGGCGUCGAGGGCGUGGAACUAUCGAAGGACGGCAAGAAGUGGAGCAAGAUGAAGCGGCUUGCGGAGAGCGCCACAUGGGCCUUGGAUCCCGCGAAGGAGAUCGUGGAUGCGGGGAAGAAGGUGAGCGUGCGCGUGACGGCGGUGGGCGGCGCGCGCGUGGAACUGAAGGACGUCAUUCCCGAGAAGUGGACCGUUGGGAACACGUACAAGAGCAGCACCAACUUCUAG
Molecule: messenger RNA, 2550 nt
Organism: Closterium sp. Naga37s-1
Lineage: Eukaryota; Viridiplantae; Streptophyta; Zygnematophyceae; Desmidiales; Closteriaceae
Source: the annotation of a GenBank genome assembly